CUUCCAUUGCUAGUGUGUGUAUCCUCAAAGCAAUUGAAGUUAAAAGCAAUUAAGCAGAGUGAAAAUGCAGGGCGGGAAGAAUACAUCGGGGAAUGCGAAGGAAACGGCAGCCAACAUAAUGGCCUCCGCUAAGGCUGGCAUGGAGAAGACCAAGGCCACCGUAGAUGGGAAGAUGGAAAGCAGGAAAGCCCCAGAUACAGCGCAGAAAGAAAUGGCCACCAGAAAGAAAGAUGAGAGGAUCACCCAGAUUGAACUCGAAGAGAAGCAGGAACGUGCCCGCAACGCCGCAACCAAAGAGGCGGGAAGGGCUAGCACAGGCCGUCCCACCGGAAACCACCCGAUUUCAGCUUUACCUGGACAUGGUGCUGGCCAGCCUGUGGUAGGGUCGUACCUUGUUGGCACUGGCCCCGGCACCGGCACUGGCACAGGCUAUCCCGACGGAAACCACCGGAUUUCAACCUUGCCUGUACAUGGCGCUGGCCAGCCUGAGAUGGGGUGGCACCCCGUUGGCACCGGCACUGGCACAGGCUAUCCCGACGAAAACCACCCGAUUUCAGCCUUGCCUGGACAUGGCGCUGGCCAGCCUGAGGUGGGGUAUCACCCCAUAGGCACUGGCACUGGCACGGGCACAGGCACUGGCACUGACACACACUAUCCCGACGGAAACCACCCGAUUUCAAUCUUGCCUGGACAUGGUGCUGGCCAGCCUCAGGUGGGGUCGCACCCCGUUGGCACUGGCAUCGGCACGGGCACCGGUACUGGCACUGGCACACGCAAUCCCGACGGAAACCACCCGAUUUCAGCCUUGCCUAGACAUGGCGCUGGCCAGCCUGAGGUGGGGUUGCACCCCGUUGGAACUGGCACUGGCACCGGCACUGGCACUGACACACACUAUCCCGACGGAAAUCACCCGAUUUCAGCCUCGCCUAGACAUGGCGCUGGCCAGCCUGAGGUGGGGUCGCACCCCGUUGGCACUGGCACCGGCACAGGCACCAAUACUGGCACUGGCACAAGCAAUCCUGACGGAAACCACCCGAUUGCCACCCGAUUGCAGGCUUGCUUGGACAUGGCGCUGGCCAACCUGAAGUGGGGUUGCACCCCGUUGGCACUGGCACCGGCACCGGCACUGGCACUGACACACACUAUCCUGACGGAAACCACCCAAUUUCAGCCUUGCCUGGACAUGGCGCUGGCCAGCCUGUGGUGGGAUCGCACCCCACUGGCACUAGCACUGGUACUGGUGGCACAGGAAGGACCGAUAUAA
Molecule: messenger RNA, 1264 nt
Organism: Corylus avellana
Lineage: Eukaryota; Viridiplantae; Streptophyta; Magnoliopsida; Fagales; Betulaceae
Biological process (GO): embryo development ending in seed dormancy
Source: RefSeq, a predicted model, not a curated record